AUGUCUACACAAGGUAAAAUAAAUAUCAAGAAAAAUUCAUCCUCUAAGAUAUCUCAGUCUUACAAAGCUGGCUUACGGUUCCCAAUAGGUCGAAUCUAUAAAUAUUUAAAGACUGGAAACUAUGCUAAAAGAAUCAGUACCGAAGCCCCUAUCUUUCUGGCUGCUGUGUUGGAAUAUUUGACAACAGAGUUACUGGAGCUGUCUGGUAAUGUUGCCCAGGCGAACAAAAAAAUCCGGAUCACCCCGCUGCAUAUCCAACUAGCCCUUCAAAAUGAUGAGGAACUUCAGGAGGUCUUGGCGGCGGUAACGAUCCCUGAAGGUGGAGUGGUGCCCCACGUUCAUUUCCAUCUACUUUCUCGUAAGACACCUCGAGACUUACCAGACAAGAAACCCUCUUCCAUCCAAAAGGUCUAA
Messenger RNA from Dromiciops gliroides (monito del monte), 414 nucleotides. Its product is annotated as histone H2A-beta, sperm-like. The transcript has a single exon. The record is from RefSeq and is a predicted model, not a curated record. Gene Ontology annotation, molecular function: protein heterodimerization activity; DNA binding; structural constituent of chromatin. NCBI's taxonomy places the organism in Eukaryota, Metazoa, Chordata, Mammalia, Microbiotheria, Microbiotheriidae. Gene Ontology annotation, cellular component: nucleosome. Bases 1 to 414 code for a protein of 137 amino acids.